AUGCCUGCCUCUGGCUCUGCGAAGUCAAAGGCAAACCGUGUUGAUUUUCACGAAUGUAUACAAUGUCACUGUGUAGUUCAUACCAAGGAUCUUAAAACACAUGUCACUGAAUGUUCCAGUGCAGAAAAUCAUGGUGAUUUUUCUCACGCGUUCCUAAAAGAUGGAGUAUUUCAUGGCGUCGUAUCACUCUCGUCAGUGGACAUACCUGUGUCAAAAACCAUGAAAAAUGAUGUGGUCCUUGUCCAUCCAUCAGUGAUGCAGUUAUGUUCACUGUCCAUUGGUCAGGAAUGCAUCAUUCAAGAGAAGUAUAUUGGGAUAGUUUGGCCAUUGUCUGGUGCCCCGUCCUCAAAUAUAUCAGUUACUGAGAGCCUACUGAGGCUGCUUGAGCUUAAUACAGGGGACCGCGUCACUGUACAGGCCCUGACAGAGAGCCCACUCAGGGCGACAGAGGCCAGAUUUCAACCAAAGGAAUGGAAACAACUUUAUGAUAUAGAGGAAUUUGUCAAAUAUCUGAAAAAUUCUCUCUGUCACAAGUGUUUGAUGUUGCAGAGUGAGAUAUGUGUGACCUACUUUGGACAGCUAUGUCAGCUGAAGGUCAUACAGUUAACAGCAGUAACAGAAAAUGAUAAUGACCUUGACCUUAGUGUAGAUAAUGUCACUAGUUUGUCUCAAGAAGUAGACAGAUUAAAUAUAUCCAGUUUAGAUGAGUCAUCUGUCCUUAAUGAGAGUGAGUAUCAGGAUAGUCAUGUCACCUCUACUCCCAACAGAGAGCAGCAGCUGAAAUCUCCCGGAGAAAGUCCAGGAAAGAGGAAUAACUCUGUCAUCUCGUCAGUCUCCCCACAGAAGGGAGAUAUCUCUGUAGAUACUUCCCAGUUCAAAACUCCUGUAAAACAACAGCCAUCUCAGAGAGUAGGAGAGAUCUACAGAAUUUCUGCAACAACAAGGUGCUGCUUAGUAAGGGAAGAUAAAGUAGGGGUAGAGAAGUCCAGAACUCCUGCUGUGAUGUUUAGUGAUAUUGGGGGAAUGACAUCACAGAUUACCCUCCUUAAGGAAACAGUAAUGCAGCCCCUGAAAACACCUCACCUGUUCAGCUCUACAGGAUUGCCCUCUCCUCGUGGUGUUCUAGUGUUUGGACCUAGUGGCACAGGAAAGACUUUGUUAAUACAAGCUGUAUGUAACGAGAUGAACAUAUUCACACAGACUGUAUCAACUACUGACAUCAUCAGCAAAUAUUAUGGAGAGUCAGAAGCCAAGUUGAGAAAUGUUUUCAAGGAAGCAGAGGAAAGAGCCCCAAGUAUUAUUGUUAUGAAUGAUAUUGAUUCCAUGUUUGGAAGUCGAGAGAAAACUCAAAAUGAGGCUCUGCGUCGCCUCUUGUCCACUCUGUUGACCUUGAUGGAUGGCAUUUCUUCUAAAUCACAUUCUGAUCGGUUUGUGGUGAUUCUGGCGUCUACAGUACGACCCGACUCACUAGACCCCGCUUUACGUCGCCCUGGCAGAUUAGACAGAGAAAUAGAGGUGGGAGUCCCCACAGCUAAAGAGAGGCUAGAGAUUCUACAGAAGUUACUGAGGGAUAGUCCACACAUUUUGAGUGAAGACGACAAGAAACAGAUAGCAGACACAACACAUGGUUAUGUAGGAGCAGAUCUAUUGUAUCUCUGUCAACAAGCCAGAAUAAAUUCUGUGAAGAGAGAACUCCAAGGCAGAGAUUCUGAUAGCAGAUUGAAUCUAAAUGAUGUCACUGCUGCCAUGACAACCAUUCAGCCUAGUGCAAUGAGAGAAAUUCAGCUGGAAAUCCCAAAAGUUCAUUGGACAGACAUUGGGGGUCAAGAAGAGGUCAAAUUAAAGCUUAGACAGGCUGUGGAGUGGCCCCUCAGACAUCCCGAGGCCUUCCAGAGAAUGGGGAUUACCCCUCCCAGGGGAAUUCUGAUGUAUGGGCCCCCUGGCUGCUCUAAGACCAUGAUUGCAAAAGCCUUAGCAACAGAGAGUGGGCUCAAUUUUCUCGCAGUGAAGGGUCCAGAGCUCUUUAGUAAAUGGGUGGGUGAAUCAGAGAGAGCUGUUAGGGAGGUGUUUAGAAAAGCCAGAGCUGCUGCUCCAUCUAUUGUCUUUUUUGAUGAAAUUGAUGCUUUGGCCGUAGAAAGGGGCAGUUCCUCGGGCAGCAGUAAUGUUGGGGAUCGUGUCCUUGCCCAGCUUCUGACAGAAAUAGAUGGAGUCCAGAGUCUAAGAGACGUCACCAUCGUAACAGCUACAAACCGCCCUGAUAUGAUUGAUAAGGCUCUGAUGCGACCAGGUCGACUGGACAGAAUUCUAUAUGUCCCCCUACCGGACAUGUCCACAAGACACAAGAUCUUUAUGAUCCAUCUGAGCAGAAUGCCAAUGGGGGACACAGUGGACAUAGACGGACUGGUCAAGGUCACAGAGAAAUACUCGGGAGCUGAGGUGUCAGCAGUAUGCCAUGAGGCAGCUAUGUUUGCUCUUCAGGAAGACAUUCAGAGUCAGAAAGUGGAGCAGAGACAUUUUGACAAAGCCCUGACAGUGGUCAGGCCUCGAAUCAGUGACCAGCUUAUUCAGUUCUACCAGAAUUAUCAUUUGAACAGUGGUCUACAAGCUGUCUGACAUCGUAUUUUAAACAUCUUAACCAUAUAUAUAUAUACAGUGUGUUUCAAGAACUUAACAUUAUUUAAGCUGAACAUCAGCAUUGUUCACAUUACAGAAAAUUACAUGUAUGUCAGUUACAAGUUUUUUGAGUUACAAGUAUUUCAGGUAAAUAUGCGUCAUUUACAAGCUUUGUCAGUGACAAGUUAUGUCAGUUACAUGAGUUACAAGGUAUGUCAGUUACAAGCUGUGUCAUAUACAAGAGUUACAAGCAAUGUCAGUUACAAGCUGUGUCAUAUACAAGAGUUACAAGCAAUGUCAGUUACAAGCUGUGUCAUAUACAAGAGUUACAAGCAAUGUCAGUUACAAGCUGUGUCAUAUACAAGAGUUACAAGCUAUGUCAAUUACAAGCUGUGUCAUAUACAAGAGUUACAAGCUAUGUCAGUUACAAGCUGUGUCAUAUACAAGAGUUACAAGCAAUGACAGUUUUAAGCUUUGUUAGUCACGAUUCAAUCAGUAAUUGAUAAAGAGAAAAGAUGUCUAUGAAGAAUGUGAUACUGAGAAAAACAAACUUGUCCAAA
This is a messenger RNA of Saccostrea echinata, 3173 nucleotides long. Its product is annotated as ATPase family gene 2 protein homolog A-like. Gene Ontology annotation, cellular component: cytoplasm. Gene Ontology annotation, molecular function: ATP binding; ATP hydrolysis activity. The coding region runs from base 1 to 2613 and encodes 870 amino acids. The transcript is spliced from 16 exons. Lineage: Eukaryota; Metazoa; Mollusca; Bivalvia; Ostreida; Ostreidae. The record is from RefSeq and is a predicted model, not a curated record.